Messenger RNA from Durusdinium trenchii, 2205 nucleotides. The record is from the annotation of a GenBank genome assembly. NCBI's taxonomy places the organism in Eukaryota, Dinophyceae, Suessiales, Symbiodiniaceae.
CCGAGAUCUUCAGACCCCAAUGUAGUUUCCUCACAAUUAGAGUGCUUGAACUGCAGGAGAAAGCAAGGAAGUGGAAUGAAGUGGCUGGGUUUGGAUUGGAUCGACCCUUUCAUAUGGUUGUUUCAAGAUCAAGGGACCUGGGGACCCGGGUUCACCACCCAACGAAGCGAAUAGACUACAAACCGUCCAGAGCAGCCCUGGACGCCCUGGGAGGCGACCGUUGGAGGAAGAAUCCCCAAUGAGUGGAUUCCCACGAUAGUUGGGAACCAGGGUGGGAGUAGAUGGCGAAUGUUUUUUUUUUAGCAAUCUUUAUUUAUACCACACUAUAGUCCAGGGUUUCACUCCAGGGUGUCUAGGUCUAUGGUUUUUUGUCUUUGGAACCUCUCAGUGGUCAAUAGCUAUGGGUGCAAGGAGUUGAGUAACAGUGAGUCUUGGCACUUUGCUCCAAUCUUCAGAAGUGGUUACCAGCUAUAGUGGUCACUGGAUGCCCAAUUGCGACUUUGUCCGGAACCUUUUUCACGAACUCCACUCCUCUGCCACGAUGGCCCUGCUGCCUGCUCGCGCCAGCCACGAUGGCCCGAGCAUUUCUUCUGGGCGGCCCCUUAGGCAGCAAGCUUCCACCUGCCAGUCCCAUCUGCACGACCGCUGCCUGGUGUCCCCUUCCCGACGCGGCGAGCAUCGUUGGCGUGGGCACGGUGCUGUGGCGACGGGAACCCUCGCAACGUAUGGGUGGCAGAGGUAAGGGCGGUGCCCGCUCCAAGGGCGGCUCCAAGGGAGGCUCCGGUGGGUGCCAGGGGUCCCCCAGGGGCGCGGGUGUUGAAGCGCCAAGGUGCCAGACGAAAGAAACGUGAUUGAAAAGAAUUGAAAAGUUGGGUCUUCUUUGGUUGGCAGAUACUCCCUUGAGUUCCAGCAUUUGGCUGCCUCCAGGAAGGGACCCCAGAAGCCUACGGAUGACCCGAGCUUCGUCCGUUGGUCCAAAGGGAUGCGCUUGGACGGCUACCCACGAGGGGUCACCUACAUUGUGGAGGACUAUGUUGCCAGUGGCUCCUUCAGCCGUGUCUUCCGCGUGCGGGUUGAGACGACCCCGCGAACCGUGGCGCGAAGUCUCGAGGGGGCAAGAAACCGCUGGACGAAGAGCCGUGGGGAGGUCUUUGCGGCCAAAGUCAUGCGCAAGGAGGAUUCCUACAUCCAGUACACCUCCAAUGGCCCCAAAGAGGGUGAGCUCUUACAGCGCUUGGAGUCACAACAACGUCGAUCCCCUGCUGUGGAUCGACCCACAUGUCCUGUUUGCCAUCGACCGGCGAUGGCGAGAUGUCGACCCGGUUCUUCGUUGUGAAGCAGGCUUGGAGCCUCUGACCAUGCGCUGUGUGGACUCCUUUCCCACCAAAGACGAUGUGGGUCAGGAGUAUUGGUGUUUGAUCCUGGAAUGGCUGGAUGCCUCCCUUUUUGACCUGGUGCGCAGCAACGGGAACCGAGGGCUCCAUCUUUCGAUGGUCCGAACCCUGCUGAGGCAGCUUUUAGAACAAUUGAAAGUGCUGCAGGACCUGGACUGCACGCACACGGAUAUCAAGCACAAGAACUGCUGUUUGGUCAGCACCGAACACUACAUGGCGCCCUCUUCGGAUGGGGCCACGAUGAUCUUGAGUGACCCGAUGGCCAAGUUCAUCGAUUACGGCAACGCCGUGUUUGAAGGCGCUCCCAAGCCACAUCCCAUCCACACCAAGCAGUUCCGUGCGCCCGAAGUGCUGCUCAAGGUCCACGGAGGUUGGGGCCCCGCCAGCGAUACCUGGACAUUGGGCGUCACCGGCUGCUUCCUGGUCUCCGGGCAGCUGAUCUUCAACUCCCACGACCCGCAGGAACUCUUGCGGCUCAUGGGCCAAGCCUGUGGAGCCUUCCCUCCUAGGCUGUUGCUGGCAGCAGAGGAUGCCCGCAUGCGCCGCUGUGCAGAGAACAUUCAGGCGCCUCGCCAGCCGCAACUGGCCAGCUGGUUGAACCUGGACCGGAAAGGUCCAGCUGAAGCAGCCUGCGCGGAUCUUCUGUUGAACAUGUUGGCGUUGGACCCUUCGGAACGGAUUAGUGCGUCCGAUGCCUUGUGCCAUCCCUUUCUGGCCGAAAAUGGCGAGGGAGCCAAGGUGCCUGUGCCACCACAGGGCCAACUCCCACUGCGGAGGCUUUAAGGUGGUGAAUGAUGAUCGUUGCUCCUGC